Actinia tenebrosa (Australian red waratah sea anemone) is the source of this 1132-nucleotide messenger RNA. RefSeq lists its product as uncharacterized. The record is from RefSeq and is a predicted model, not a curated record. Gene Ontology annotation, biological process: signal transduction. NCBI's taxonomy places the organism in Eukaryota, Metazoa, Cnidaria, Anthozoa, Actiniaria, Actiniidae. Gene Ontology annotation, molecular function: GTPase activator activity; guanyl-nucleotide exchange factor activity.
GCUUGUGAUAAGGGGUCCAUAGGUUUUCUAUUUUCGGAAUAUCCUUAUUUGUUUAUGUUGUCUGCUAAUUGUUUUGCCUGUAAUCGGUUUCGUUAGAUGAGUUUCUAACAUCAACUUCGUGGCUAAUAAUAGUAUGGAGAAGUUAUUUUUCUCAUUUUUCGACACACUUGUCAAGCGUUUCAAGUCAGUCAAGCGAGCCAGGGAACAAAAUUAACCCAUGUUUUUGACCUCAAAGACUCAAACUACAGACGUGAUAAGGGGAACCAAUUUCGUUCCAAUGUGAAGACGACCCGCCAGACAUGCAUAUCAGUUUUCAACUACGUUUUACAGUCGCUGUUAGACGACCUAUAAAAUAAGGCACAAUAUUCUGAAGACAUCACCUCAGAGAUCGAUGAAAACAUGUAUUUUGUUCAGUGAUCGACUGUUCUUCAUCAAAGAAACCCUUUCAGGAUCAGAAUAAUGUACGAAUUGGUGGUCUUCACAAUAUGUUGAAUCAACCAAAUAUGGUUUUAGCCAUGAAGAGAUCUGAUCUUUUUACAUCUGCAAACUGUUCGACACAACUCGCCUUCAGUAUUCUACCAUACACUUUGAUUUUUCCCUUCGAUGACGCGGACCUUCCUCAGCCCAUCGACGAGGAACUGGUGAAGAUCAACCAAGUACAAGAUAAAUUCCCACAUGACAACUUGUGCCUCAUCGAAGGAGAUUUACUUCCGCGAUAUCGUACGAACGCUUCCAGAAGGAGAUCAGCACCGUCUGCCGUGCUGAAAGCAGCACUAGUACCAAAACCACAUCUUGCAGUAAGAGGGAGUCAACAUGAUGGAGGAAGCUUAAAGGUGAAGGCUUUUACUGAUGCUACAUCGAUUUUCCCCCUUCCAUCGAGGCAUUUCGUACAAGAAGGAUGUGCUCAAGUCACUGUUGGAGUGUCUACACAAGAGCGCCACCUUUUUCUUUUUAGUGAUUUACUUCUAGUUGCAAAAUCCAAAUCAGCUGCAACAUACAAACUCAAGCAUCGUAUUCGUGUCAGUGAACUGUGGUUGACCAAUUGUACUGAAGAAGUUUGUGAGUCAACAAAGUCUGCCGAGAAGUCUUUUGUGCUUGGGUGGCCUACGACGAACUCUGUCUUCACUUUCAG